Molecule: messenger RNA, 2232 nt
Organism: Pelobates fuscus (common spadefoot toad)
Lineage: Eukaryota; Metazoa; Chordata; Amphibia; Anura; Pelobatidae
Gene: NOL4L
Product: nucleolar protein 4 like
Exons: 8
Coding region: 84-1367 (427 amino acids)
Source: RefSeq, a predicted model, not a curated record
UCUGGCUCUUUGGGAACUUGUCAUGUGACUGAGGGGUAUCUGGUUCUGGGGAUGAGAGCUCGGUGAGUGAAGACGAGCCGGAUAUGAAUGAAUCCACAUGGACCGAUAAAUCUGGGACCCCCAGUGAAGACGAGAAGAUGCGGAGCCCACACAAUUUGCAGGGUGCGGAUGACGAUGAUUCUUCUUCAGAGAGCUGUAAUGGGAAUGUCUUCUCCACAUUGAACCCGUCCACUGUCCCACCUAGUACAGCUCGAGAUGCAUCACUUCCUGAUAUAAAUGGGAAUUCCACAGGCUCUACUGUGGAACUCACUGCCUCAACUGAAGACCAACCCAUCAAUCUCAGUGACAAGGUGCGCCCAUCUGUUGGAGUUCCACCAUACCCAACUGAUGGCUGUACCACUGAAGCCCUACGUAAUCGUGGAAAAUAUGUCCUCAAGGCAGAGUCUCCACCUUAUAGCUCUGGAAGUUACGACUCCGUUAAGACAGAUGUUAGCGGAUGCGCUGAAGACCUGACGGUUGGACGGACUCCUGUAGGUGAUGACGAUGAUGAUGAUGACCAUGAAGAUAACGAUCGAAUCACAGACACAGAAGGGCUGGACCCUGAACGUCUCAAAGCUUUUAAUAUGUUUGUUCGUCUGUUUGUGGAUGAAAACCUUGACCGCAUGGUUCCCAUUUCCAAACAACCCAAGGAGAAGAUUCAAGCCAUUAUCGAGUCCUGCAGCCGCCAGUUUCCAGAAUUCCAAGAGCGCGCACGCAAACGCAUCCGCACAUACCUGAAAUCCUGCCGACGCAUGAAGAAGAAUGGAAUGGAGAUGGUGAGAACAGAAGCGAGAGAUUCCGGUGUGAAAUACCUGCAGGCCAGGCCAACCCCACCUCAUCUUACCUCUGCCAUGGCGGAAAACAUACUGGCAGCCGCCUGUGAGAGUGAGUCACGGAAAGCUGCCAAGAGAAUGAGGCUUGAAAUCUACCAGAAUGCUCAGGAAGACAGCGUUUCAAUGGAGAAACCCGCAGGACUUGCACAAUCCACAUACUCUCUGCCGUCAGGCACCUUUAACCAGGACCCUGUGUAUGUGAAUGGUAGUCUCCAUUAUACCUACCGCGGAUACGGGCCCAUCGGAGGGAACCUUCCACCUCCCACUCCAGUGCCAACCGGAAACCACAGCAACGGUCCAACUGACCUCAGUAUGAAAGCUUUGGCUACCGGUAGCACUCACUCCAAUGCCACCAACAGGGCAAUCCCAUGUGCCCAACUCAGUCCCACCGAGAUCGGCGCCGUUCGGCAGCUCAUUGCUGGGUAUCGAGAAUCGGCGGCCUUCCUGUUGCGCUCUGCUGAUGAACUGGAAAACUUAAUACUGCAGCAGAAUUGACUGGUGCUUCUGCUUGACCUCCAACCUCAAAUUCUUGUUUUAAGUCUGGGACAAGUCAAAGAGACGUCUCCUCACCCUCCAGACAAAAAGUCACAGGCACUGAACCUGCCAUAUGUCCUCCGCAGGAGCCGUGCUGUGCAUUUCACAGGGACAUAUGGGGACUGUCUCUGCACCAAUAGGUUUCCCUUUUGCACCCUACGUCUAGAAUGAAAUCUCUCCAGCCCAGCUGACAAGAACCACUUAUUUAUUGAGAACGGAAUUUCUUUUAGUAAUUUAUUUUUCUGACAAUGUUUUCUUUUUUUUUUUUGUACAGAAUAGUUGUUUGUAUCUGUUUAAUGAACUGUAGCAUUGAACUGACAUUCCAUCUCCCCCCUGCACUUACACUUUCUCACCAACUUGAUGAACCCUAAAUCCCAUCUCUGUAUCAAUCUACUGUUCUCAUUCCAUCCCCCCAAAUUACUUCAGCCCUAAAGCCAUCUGCCACAGCAUUACCCCAUCCUGCCUCAUCUUUUUUUGUACCUUUAAUAACGUCCUAAAAUUUACCUCCCUGCCCUCUAAAGCAUCUGAUCAUCUAACUCGGCCUUAAAACCGUCCUGCCAUCUACCUUCUCAUCCUUACCAGUAUCCCAUCAAGUUUUAACAGUGAUCUUUUAUCUGCCUUCAUGUCUCUAACACUGUCCCAUCACCUACCUCCUUGCCCUCAACACUGCACAACUCGUUCUGUGUUCUUAACCAUCACAGCUAUUGUUCUUUCCAUACCCACAAAUUUCAUACCUUGUUUCUUUAUAACCGUAUAUAAAAUCCCAUCAUCUAUCUCUCUGCCCUUAACCCCAUCCCACCAUCCUUCUUCUUUCACUUAGACCAGU